Megalobrama amblycephala (Wuchang bream) is the source of this 2938-nucleotide messenger RNA. RefSeq names its product protein phosphatase, Mg2+/Mn2+ dependent 1Kb (gene ppm1kb). The coding region runs from base 318 to 1436 and encodes 372 amino acids. The transcript is spliced from 8 exons. The record is from RefSeq and is a predicted model, not a curated record. Lineage: Eukaryota; Metazoa; Chordata; Actinopteri; Cypriniformes; Xenocyprididae. Gene Ontology annotation, molecular function: protein serine/threonine phosphatase activity; cation binding. Gene Ontology annotation, biological process: protein dephosphorylation.
GUAUUUUCCUUCAGAGGCGGUCGCUGCAGCUAAGCCGAAACGAUUCUGAGUGACCGACUGUUUAUUACGUAUAUUAACUCGGUAGGAUAAACAAAAACAAAUCGGAUUUCAUUGUUAUCAUACAAUUUGAAGGUGUCUAAAAAGUGCCUGAAAUGCUGUCUGUGUUGGCAUCUUACUAAGUUUUGAGACACCACUGAAAGAGAACUCCUGGUCAAGACUGUAUAUUCUUUGAGACAGACUUUCUGCACUGAAUUUUGAAGCAUAUUUUGGGUCCAUUUGUUUGAGACUCUUCCCACCUAUUCCAUAAGCCACUGAGUAUGUCAGUGGCUCUUCUCAUGCGAUAUGCCACGCUCAGCGGGUCCCGUGUCUGCAGCAGGGCUGCCCUCGGCCUGACCAAUGCCCAUCAGGAAGACCCGAGACGUGCUCUACACACUCCAUCAUCUCCUCGGUGCAGUAACUCCCGCUUUGAUCCAGACAGCAGUGGCCAUCCGACUACCUGGGACUCCUUUGGGAUCUGGGACAACCGCAUCGAUGAGCCCAUCAUGCUUCCGUCGAGCAUCCGAUAUGGUAAACUUAUUCCCAAAGUUAGCCUGACCAAGGUGGGCUGCGCCUCGCUGAUUGGUCAGCGGAAGGAGAACGAAGACCGCUAUCAACUAUCACAGAUGACGGACAACAUAAUGUACUUUGCAGUUUUUGAUGGGCACGGGGGUGCAGAGGCUGCUGAUUUCUGCCACAAGAACAUGGAGAAGUAUAUCAAAGACAUUGCAGAGAAGGAGAAUAACUUGGAGUUAGUUUUAACCAAGGCAUUUCUUGAGGUGGACAAAGCGUUAGCAAGGCAUCUUCACUUCAGUGCAGAUGCCUCUCUGUUGAGUGCAGGGACCACAGCCACGGUGGCUCUGCUGAGAGAUGGGAUCGAGCUGGUGGUGGGCAGCGUGGGGGACAGCCGUGCUAUGAUGUGCCGCAAAGGCAAGGCCCUCAAACUCACUGUGGAUCACACGCCUGAGAGAAAGGAUGAAAAAGAGAGGAUACGCAAGACUGGAGGUUUUAUUACGUGGAAUAGUUUGGGUCAGCCUCAUGUCAACGGCAGACUGGCCAUGACACGCAGCAUUGGAGAUUUCGACCUCAAAACGUCAGGUGUCAUCGCAGAACCAGAGACUAAGAGAGUUUCAUUGCAUCACGUCCAUGAUGCCUUCCUGGCACUCACUACUGAUGGCAUCAACUUCAUCAUGAACAGUCAGGAGAUCUGUGAUGUCAUUAACCAAUGUAACGACCCUAAAGAGGCCGCACAACGCAUAUCUGAGCAGGCUCUUCAGUAUGGAUCUGAAGACAACAGCACUAUCAUGGUGGUGCCGUUCGGUGCCUGGGGCAAACACAAAAGCUCUGACGUGAGCUUUUCCUUCAGUCGCAGUUUCGUCUCCAGUGGUCGCUGGGCCUAAGCAAAAAUAAUAAGACAUUGAUGGUAUAAGUGAUGCGCAAAAGUGACUCACUAAUAUGAACUGAUCAACGUGCAAUAUUCUCUUUAUCCAUCCUGUGAGGAUCACCUCAAAAAAAAGACCAUUACAUACUUCAGUUAUUUUGCCUAGAGAAGCAAAUUAAUAUCUAAGACGUUUGUGUUAAAGGUUUUCCUUGUCUUGAAAUCUUUCUCAUAUUUAUCUCCUGACCUGUGGUGCUAACCAACAAUUUGGUUACCUCAGUUCUGGUUUUCACUUUUGCAUAUAUAAUACUUUAGUGGAAUCAACAUUUUAUUUUCACAACAGGAAAUUUAAGCACUUUCCUCAUGACUCUCGUCUUUGUAGUGUUGAGGGACACGCAGAAGCACAUUUCAAUGGUCUAUAGUCUUUGUCUGAUGGCUGUGCACAUUCAUAAGCCCAUAUUCACAGAGUUAGACUACUGUAUAUACUGUGUAUACUGAAGUAUGAACUCCUAUUCCUUGUGCAAGCACACAUUUCUAUAAUUCGAUCUAUUAUUAGUGUGAAUAUUCAUUCAUACAGUUUUCCAGUUUAACAACCAGCAAUUUUAAAGCUACACUAAGAAAUAUUUCUACCAAAGGGAAUCUGCAACCCAACUUGAGGACCAUUGUGUGAACAAAUUGAUGAUUUCUGUGCCUUUUCCAUAAAAGUCUGUUCUUAUUUCACAUGCUUGAGUCAUUCUGGUAAGGAACUCAACUUUAGGUUCAUAUCUAAAGUUUUAAACUGUGACUUGUGCUUAUUUAGUGUUACCAGACAAACUAUUUUUGUUCAGAUUGUAUGGUUUUCCGUACAAUGCAUAGAUCAAAGUGCAGUUUUAUGUUAUUUAUAUAAUGUAUAUGAUGGACAGUUAACUUUAUGGUUUAUGCGUUUGUAUAGAUGUUAUAUUUAAAUACAUCUUUUCUUCUAAAGUCUCCUAGUUACAGGAGAGAAGUGAACGUCAUUCAUUCAUCCUCUGACAUGAUCGUUGUAAUUGCAGACAUUCUGCUCUAACUUUAAAACCUCCAGCUUUUAAUCGAAAAGGCUUCUGUCAUGAUCUCUAAUGUCCAGUGAAUUUUAUUUGUAGAGCCAUACACACGUGACCUCAGCAAGUCGGCAUCUCGGUUCAUAUUCUAGUGCUGUUUCUUCAUGUAUUGAUUUCUGCAUUAACAUUUCUUUCAUUCUCAUUCAGCGUUUCCUCUAAUUUUAGACUUUUAACAGGCUUUUUUUAUGUCUUCCUCUUUCCAAAGCAUAUCCAGUAUAUGAUGGGUGUCCUUUUUCUGUUCAUAUUUACUGUUUUUCAGAUAUUAUGUUUCUGUCAGAAUGUAUUACAUUCAGUGUUAACACAACUGUGCAUGGAUCUUACCUAGAACAAUCUGUAAAACAACUACAAGUGUUUCCUGCUCUAUAUAUGGACCUAUCUUUGCUAUUAUUGAUAAGCUGUUUAUUGUAAAAUACAGUGCAGCUGUGAAUAAAGUUUUACCAGAAACAUC